Molecule: messenger RNA, 2289 nt
Organism: Salvia splendens (bonfire salvia)
Lineage: Eukaryota; Viridiplantae; Streptophyta; Magnoliopsida; Lamiales; Lamiaceae
Exons: 3
Coding region: 354-2132 (592 amino acids)
Source: RefSeq, a predicted model, not a curated record
GAAAAAAAGAUUGGUUGAAUGAAUUACUCCACUUUGUUAGACAUUGGAAGUUUUGUAUGAUUUGAUAAGAAAGAGUGUUUAUAUAUAGAAUAAUAGUGUGUUUUGGUAGACAGCCACACAGAUAGAGACAGACUGAGAUAGUUGAGAAGGAAAAAAUGAGUGAGAGAGGAAAGGGGAUAGAGAGGGAGAUGUUUGAGCAUUGGAGCCACGAGCAUCCACUUUGUUUGGUGGAAACUCGUGGAUGAGAAUACUGUUAUGGUUGUGAAGAUCGGUUUAGCAGCGGAGAGCAAGCUUAUGGAUGCAGCAUCACUGGAUGUGCCUACUCAAACUUAUUACACGAAGAAUGUGCAACGAUGGCCAGAAAGAUACUACAUCCAUCGCACCACCCUCACCACAUACUCAUCCAACAACACGAACCAGAUUUAUAUACUUGUUUUAUCUGUGAAAGGAUUAUUUGGAGCAUUGGUUACAAAUGUACAUGCUCUGAAUGUGAGUUCGAGAUGCACUUGAGAUGCUCGCAAAGUGAUGGGCUGAUCAAUGCAGUAGCAGCAGACGAUGGCGUUGAGCAAAUGCGCGACAUUAUACGCCAUCCAAGUCAUCCAGACCACGAAAUGAAGUUGUGGAGAAGAAGGUGUAGCUUCAACUGUGAUGCCUGUGGCACCACGCGCAAGGGGAGUUCGUACACAUGUACUGUAGAUGCUUGCCAGUAUUGGAUCCAUGAGAGAUGUGCUUCAUUGCCUCAGAAUUUGAAAAGGGAAGACCAUCAUCACUCUCUUUCUCUCUCUUUUCAUGUCCCACUUGAGUAUAUGAGAUUUGACUACAGAUGUGAUGUGUGCACCAGAAUUCUGCUGCCCAAAAAUUGGAUAUAUCAUUGUCAAAUUUGUAGAUAUAUUGUUCACAUCAAGUGUGCCUUCAACAAGCCGCCUCGCAUCAUUGAAAAUAUUGGGAAAGACGUUAUUCAUCUUCCAGCGAAUGAGGUAGCCGAGGAACUAAUUACACCGUUUGUGAUGAGGCAGAGAGGAGGAGAAGGAGGAACAUUCAUCAUCAUCCCUGCUGCUUCUGUUGAUGAGUUGACGAAGGUGAAGUAUAAGUUCCUUCAUCACCAACAUCAACUCACUUUACUCUCAUCUGGCAAUCAAAGCCAAGAAGAAGAAGAAGAAGAAGACGAGGAGAACUAUGGAGUGAGAUCGGAAUUGAUGUGUGAUGGGUGCAUCACUCCUAUAUCAUCAUCAUCAUCAAGUAGUAGUAGUAGUAGUAAUAGUAAAUGUUACUACUACUACUACUACAUGAGUUGCAGUGAAUGCAAAUACAAUCUUCACUUGGCUUGCUUUCACUUGCCACCUCAACUCUCCUCACUUCCACUCCACCAACAUGAUGAUCACCAGCUUGUCCUCCGAUCUUGUGACAAACAUCAACCUUGGAACUACGAAACUUGCAGUGUGUGCAAGUAUGGUACGAAUGGGCUGAUUUAUAGUUGCACAGCGUGUGACUUCGAAGUCGAUAUCCAAUGCGCUUGUUUGCCGGAUACCAUACAUCACGCAGCUCACCCGCGACAUCUCCUCAAGCAUGUGACCCAGUCGGAUCUAGGCAGAGAUAUCAACCGAUGGAGCUUGUCGUGUGCAGCUACGUGUGGCCAACACGUAGUCAAUUAUGAUUGUUACAGGUGCUGCAACAGCUCAUGCGAUUUCAUUGUGCAUGUCAGAUGCGCUGUGCUGCUGGCAUCAGUCAGCAGCCGUAGAUGGGACGAGCAACACCCGCUGCUGUUAACGUACGACGCCACUGUCAAUCGUCCUGGCGAUUUCUACUGCGAUCAAUGCGAAACACAAAUGAAUCCCAGGAGUUGGAUGUAUCACUGCCGCGCCUGCGAUGUAUCCUUCCAUCCACGAUGCUUUAUAACUACAUCCGGCUACUAUAGAAACAAGAAGUUUGGGCAGGAAUAUGUGAUCAUUGACGCAAUUCAUCCACACCCUCUCACCUUUCAACUUCUCACCACAAAACGCCACUGCGACAUUUGUCGUCGUAGAAGAUAUGAAAAUCAAGGAUUUUACUGUGCAUUAUGCAACUUCUUCAUUUGUCUCUACGGCUGCGGUAUAAAAAUGAUAAAAAAUGGUGACAUGAAGGCCGUCGAAUGAAUGAUGAUAGGGAUGUUGUGAUAUGAUCAUAUCUAUCAUAUCUCUUAGGAUCUUCUAAUUAUUUAGUUUUUCCUUAUUCACCAUAUCUUUCCCAUAUUUGUUUAGAUAUUUAUUUCUUGUUCAUUAAGUUAGGGUAGUAGUAUUCUAGUAUUAUAAA